Messenger RNA from Fomitiporia mediterranea MF3/22, 948 nucleotides. Its product is annotated as NAD-binding protein. The transcript is spliced from 5 exons. The record is from RefSeq and is a predicted model, not a curated record. The annotation marks the transcript as partial. NCBI's taxonomy places the organism in Eukaryota, Fungi, Basidiomycota, Agaricomycetes, Hymenochaetales, Hymenochaetaceae. Gene Ontology annotation, molecular function: oxidoreductase activity, acting on the CH-CH group of donors, NAD or NADP as acceptor.
GUCCUCGUCCAAGUAAUCUAUCUCUCCAACGACGCCGGCCUUCGCCUCUUCGUAGAAGAGUCUAUAAAGUUCGAACGUGAAGACUUAGUCACUCUUCCUCUUGGUACACCUUUCCCAACGUUUGCGGCGAUCGGUCGCAUUGUACAGGUCGGCGGUAACGAGAAGAACGGACCACAUAAAGUUGGCAAUAUUGUUGAGGUAGCUUAUCCUUACUGGGCAGAUUACGUUGUUGCGAAGAAAGACAAAGCAAAACUGAGAAAGGAAAUACCUGGUAUCAGCAUAAGUGCUUAUCUAGGUAACCUUGGAUUUUCUGGUGCAACUGCAUACUGGACAUUGAAAGGUGUGCUGAAGCCGAAGGAGACCGACACGCUUGUUGUAAGUGCAGCUGCAGGAGCCGUCGGAAAUGUGGCUGUUCAAUUUGCAAAAAAAGUCAUGGGGGUUAAGCGUGUCGUUGGAAUUGCUGGCACAGACGAGAAGUGCAAGUGGUUGAAGAGUAUCGGAGCGGACGAAGCAGUCAAUUACAAAAGUCCGACGUUUGCUGAAGACCUGAAGAAUGCAACACCCGAUAAGGUUGACUCAUUCUUCGAUAUCGUUGGCGGGUCCGUGCUAGAUGAGGUGAUGAAGCGCAUGAAGCCUCACGGAGUCAUAUGUGCAGUCGGACUCAUGGCUCAUAUGAAAGAUGCACAGGAACCGACGAUUUUGCGCAACUAUGGGCAAAUACUCAUCAACAGACUGUCUCUAAAGGGUUUCGUGCUCUAUGAUUACGCCGACCGCCUCAACGAAGCUGAAGAAGCGCUUACUUCGGCAGCGGUCGCAGGGAAGCUUGUGCUGCAUGGUGCAGAAACUGUUGUCGAUGUCCACGGGAAAGUCGAGGAGAUACCAAGAGUCUGGAACGGAUUAUUCACGGGCGCGAACACUGGAAAGCUGAUUACGAAGUUGGCGGACUGA